UUCGGCACGAGAGGAUCAUCUCUCGUUCAUUGCUGGCGAAUGCGAUCUGACCAAAACCAAAGUUUUUCGAUUUCAUCGCCUCUCUCUCUCUCUCUCUCUCUCUCUCUCUCGCUUUCAUUUCGUGAGUCCCCAAACCCUCCACCCUCCUCCUCUUCUCUCGAAUCGCUGACAUGGUGCUUCCGCUCCUCCGGCACGCAGCGAUCGCCCGCACUUGUUCACUUCUCAGAGCUCGUCUUCUCGCUCCCGCCUCCGGAUUCCACACUCGCUUUUCUAAUGGAGUAUACCACUCGGACGACAAGAUUAGUAGCAGUCAUGGUGCUAGUUUCAGGCCUGCCUCGAUAGACAUGAUUACAAGAAUGGAUAAUAGUCAUCCAACGUCCAUUCUGCGUUUUGGCAUGCGGAACUUUUCAUCAACAGGACCCACACCACAGACAGUUCUUACAAUGCCAGCCUUGUCUCCUACAAUGGUUAGGAAAUGGGACUUCAAUCUUGUAAAAACUUUUUUGGCCUCCCUGCAAGAAGUGCAUUGUUUUAUUAUUUUUUUUGGGUUUUUGCAGAGUCAUGGUAAUAUUGCAAAAUGGUUGAAGAAAGAAGGCGAUAAGGUAGAGGUGGGCGAUGUACUAUGUGAGAUAGAGACAGACAAAGCCACUGUAGAACUUGAGAGUCAAGAAGAAGGAUUUCUGGCCAAGAUUGUAGUAACGGAAGGAUCAAAGGAUAUUCCCGUUAAUGCACCAAUUGCAAUAAUGGUUGAGGAGGAAGAUGAUAUUCAAAACGUUUCUGCUGUAGAAGGUGGACAAGUUGGUAAAGAGGAAACCUCAGCUCCUCAAGAGAUGAAAUCUGAAGAAAGCACACAACAAAGAGAUUCCAUUCAGCCUGAUGCAUCAGAUCUUCCCCCACAUGUUGUCUUAGAAAUGCCAGCACUUUCUCCCACAAUGAACCAAGGUAACAUUGCCAAAUGGUGGAAAAAAGAGGGUGACAAGAUUGAAGUAGGUGAUGUCAUAGGUGAGAUCGAGACUGACAAAGCCACUCUGGAAUUUGAAAGCCUUGAAGAAGGGUACUUAGCUAAGAUUCUAAUUCCUGAAGGUUCCAAGGAUGUGGCUGUCGGAAAGCCGAUUGCACUUAUAGUUGAAGAUGCUGAAAGCAUUGAAGCCAUCAAGUCUUCUUCCGCAGGUGGUUCUGAGGCUGUUACUGAAAAACAAGCCCCUCAAAGUGUUGCAGAUAAAUCCGGAGGGAAGAAAGCAGGCUUCACAAAGAUCAGUCCAGCAGCAAAGCUAUUGAUUUUAGAACAUGGAUUGGAGGCAUCAUCAAUUGAGGCCUCGGGUCCCUACGGUACAUUACUGAAAUCGGACGUUGUUGCCGCAAUUGCUUCUGGGAAAACAUCUAAAAAAUCAGUGUCUACGGAGAAGAAACAGCCAUCAAAGGAGAACAUAUCUAAAUCUUCUUCCGUAUCGCGGCCUGAAUCAAAGUCUUCUGUGACACCGUCAAAUGAUUAUGAAGAUUUUCCCAAUAGUCAAAUUCGCAAGAUUAUAGCUAAACGUUUAUUGGAAUCAAAACAGAAAAUACCCCAUUUGUAUUUAUCAUCAGAUGUUGUAUUGGAUCCUCUUCUUGCAUUUAGAAAAGAACUUCAAGAAAACCAUGGUGUUAAAGUGUCGGUCAAUGACAUAGUUAUCAAAGCAGUGGCAGUCGCACUGAGAAAUGUACGACAAGCUAAUGCUUUCUGGGAUGCUGAAAAAGGAGAAAUUGUUUUGUGUGAGGAUGUUGACAUAUCAGUUGCAGUUGCAACUGAGAAGGGCUUAAUGACUCCAAUUAUCAGAAAUGCAGACCAGAAAUCUAUUUCUGCUAUUUCCUCUGAGGUUAAGGAGCUGGCACAAAAGGCACGAUCUGGAAAGCUUGCUCCUCAUGAGUUUCAAGGAGGGACAUUUAGCAUUUCAAACCUCGGAAUGUAUCCUGUGGACCAAUUCUGUGCAAUCAUUAACCCCCCUCAGGCUGGAAUUCUAGCAGUUGGUAGAGGAAAUAAAGUCGUGGAGGCAAUUCUUGGAAUAGAUGGAACUGAGAAGCCUUCGGUUGUAACAAAAAUGAAUGUGACGCUAUCCGCUGAUCAUCGGAUCUUUGAUGGACAAGUUGGAGCUUCGUUUCUGUCUGAACUGCGUUCGAACUUUGAGGAUGUUCGAAGACUUCUCCUUUGAGAAUGGUUCAGCUGUUCAACAAAUGAACCCUUGGAUGAUUACUGCAUAAUAAACCUUGGACCCACGUACACAUCCAGAACCAUAACUGUUGGUCAACAGUACAAGCUCUGAAUCACUUGUUUCAUUUUUUACAAUUUGGUUUCUGACUACCAAAAAUUUGGUUUUGGUUUACAUUUCUUCUCAUAGAUUCGUAUGUUCUUGAGGUAUUAUUGUUUGCCCGGUCCUCUGAAAAAUAAAUAAUUUCAGCUGUC
Brassica napus (rape) is the source of this 2437-nucleotide messenger RNA. Its product is annotated as dihydrolipoyllysine-residue acetyltransferase component 1 of pyruvate dehydrogenase complex, mitochondrial-like. NCBI's taxonomy places the organism in Eukaryota, Viridiplantae, Streptophyta, Magnoliopsida, Brassicales, Brassicaceae. Gene Ontology annotation, biological process: pyruvate decarboxylation to acetyl-CoA. Gene Ontology annotation, cellular component: mitochondrion; pyruvate dehydrogenase complex. Gene Ontology annotation, molecular function: acyltransferase activity. Bases 171 to 2186 code for a protein of 671 amino acids. The record is from RefSeq and is a predicted model, not a curated record. The transcript is spliced from 22 exons.